Molecule: messenger RNA, 978 nt
Organism: Carica papaya (papaya)
Lineage: Eukaryota; Viridiplantae; Streptophyta; Magnoliopsida; Brassicales; Caricaceae
Gene: ROC4
Product: rotamase CYP 4
Biological process (GO): protein folding; protein peptidyl-prolyl isomerization
Cellular component (GO): cytoplasm
Molecular function (GO): peptidyl-prolyl cis-trans isomerase activity; cyclosporin A binding
Source: RefSeq, a predicted model, not a curated record
AAGCAAAAGAUGGGGAAAACGAUGAUGAAGACGGAAGUAGCUAAACCUGCGCCCAUGGCGCAUAUUAACUGUUAACAUACGUGCUCUACCAAAGAAACCACGCACACGCACCCAUAAAAAAAGACAAAGAGCCUCACGCUCUUCUUAUCCUCUUGUUCUACUAAGCUCACAGGUUGCGUUAUCCCUAAAUUCAGACCUUAACACAGUACUCUAAUGGCUGCUUCGUCUUCAAUGCAGAUGGUACAUGCAUCUCCUUUCGUUUUCCAGGAUCUAGAGCUGCAAGCAAAAGUGACAAAAAAAUGCUUCUUUGAUGUAGACAUUGGAGGUGAACCUGUGGGAAGGAUUGUAAUAGGCCUUUUUGGGGAUGUUGUGCCAAAAACUGUUGAAAACUUCCGUGCCCUGUGUACAGGAGAGAAAGGAUAUGGAUACAAAGGAUGCUCCUUUCAUCGUAUUAUUAAAGAUUUUAUGAUCCAGGGGGGGGAUUUCACUGAAGAAGAUGGAACUGGAGGAGUCAGUAUUUAUGGUUCCAGAUUUGAAGAUGAGAGUUUUGCCCUGAAGCAUGUUGGGCCUGGAGUAUUGAGCAUGGCAAAUGCUGGUCCGAAUACCAAUGGGAGCCAAUUCUUCAUUUGUACAGUAAAGACUCCAUGGCUGGAUAACCGCCAUGUUGUGUUUGGACAUGUCAUUGAUGGUAUGGAUGUUGUCCGCAAGCUUGAGUCAACAGAGACAAGCAGGUCAGAUUACCCCCGAGUACCAUGCAGAAUUGUUAACUGUGGGGAAUUGCCCAUUGAUGGUUGAUCAACCUAGUUUUAUACCCAGGAUGGAUUUUGUUGUCCUUUAUGCAAUGAUUUUACCUAUGUAUGCGCGAACUGUUGUUCUUAUACAGCUGAAAGAAUUUUGUAGAACACUCAGUAAGUUAAUGAUAGAGGAUCAUGUAUUUCACUUGGAUGAAAAUAAAUUCAAGGGUUCCAUAUUCAUCGA